GGCAUUGGGUAUUGAAUGCGGUUAUUUAAAAAGACAAGGACAUAACAGUCAUUUUCUUAGUAUUUUACCAGACAUAUGCAAGACGAACAAGCAGUCAGGAGGAUUUUUGAAACUGUAGACAGGAACAGAGACGGAAAUAUUGAUCACACGGAGCUACAGUCGGCACUAUCAAAUGGUAUGCAAACGUGUUGCAUAGUAACAGCAAUUUUAUUGUUUUGUCUCCUUGUAUAGGUACACCGUUCAACACCAGAACUGUUCAGCUGAUGAUUUCAAUGUUUGACCAAGACAGAAAUGGAACCAUUGACUUAAGAGAGUUCGCCUAUUUAUUCAAAUAUGUUCAGGAUUGGCAACGGUGUUUUCGUCAAUAUGAUCAGGAUAGAUCUGGAUUACUCGAUGCUAGAGAGUUCCAAAGUGCAUUGUCCUGUUUUGGUUACCGACUCUCUCCUUGUUUUAUAAAAAUGAUGAUCAGUCGUUUCGACCGUAAUAAACAAGGACAGAUCGCCUUCGAUGACUUUAUUUUUGCUUGUGUAUGUCUCCAAAUUCUCACAAACUCUUUUAGACGAUAUGAUAUAAAUCGUAAUGGAUAUGCACAAUUCAGUUUUGAAGAAUUUUUAUCUUCUGCUAUGUCUAUAAUUAUUUGAUAAAAUAUAUUUAUAAAAAGAAAAACAAAUCAAAUGGUUACUGUACAAAAGAAAAAUACAGAUGGUCAUUAUCAAUAACUUCACUUCUAUAUGGUAAUUGUUUUUGUUUGUUUGUUAACUUUGUUUAUUUUAUUUAGUCUUCCUCCUUUUAUUGAACAAACGAAAGAAAUAAACAUGAUUAGAAUUUCUUUAGUAAACCUAAAUUAACUUUAAUUUUAUUGCAUUACUUUACGCUAAGGAAUUCCGUAGAACUCUUCGAUUGUUGUUUCUGUUAUGUAAACUUUUUUUAAGCUUAUCAUUAUGACACAAUUUUGAGUUGGAUUUUUGUACUUGCUUCAAUUUUUGAUUACUAUUUUUUUCUUUUCUAUUCAGCUAUUUUCUGUUGUUUUUGUUUGGAGAAGAAACUGAUAUUGUUUUUUACUUGGUUGUCUUUUUGUUUACUUUUUGUGAAUAUCCAAAAUCAUUGCAUAAA
Messenger RNA from Schistosoma intercalatum, 1113 nucleotides. Lineage: Eukaryota; Metazoa; Platyhelminthes; Trematoda; Strigeidida; Schistosomatidae. The record is from the annotation of a GenBank genome assembly.